AUGCUGCCGCAGAAUGUCUCGAAAGUAGAAUUUUCUAAUUGCGUAGCUCUUGCAGUGUUCUGUGAAGUGCAUGGGCCAGCUUUAGUAUGCUGCACACACACUGUCCGAGGUCAAGAAGCAGGCAAACAAGCUAUCGAUGAAAGACCUCCUUUAACAUCACCUGUGGACGCGGAAUCUUCGGUGACGGUUUGUUCUGGGUGCUCGAUAGGCUUCCCGCCCAUACAAGUUGUGAACGGCGAAACACAAGCUAUCCUCACAGGAACCAACCAGGGAUAUGUGUCGUGGGAUACCGACGCGGAUGAAGACGUCGCGCAUGUUUCCGGAAGGUUUCCUUACUAUCCUGAGCUGUAUUCUAGCGUCCGCCAGGCCUGCGUGCAAAGUUUGAGUUGCGAGUUUUGUCCAGGUCGCGAAGGCCCUAUCCUCUUCGGGGAUGACACAACUGGAUGUGCGCUAAGCUACAUGUUCAAAGUGCGAGAUACUCAAGCACGUGGCUUUCAGAGAUGGUAUACGUUUCUCUUCAUCAGCAAAGACCGCCACUUUCUAGUGGCGUCUUGGCCUUUCCUCGUCAGCAAGUUCCGCUCGUUAUCGGGAGAAUUGCAAACGAAGGCGGAAGCGCUUUUUGCAGCGGAGAGGGCAGCUUUAGAAGGCACUGAAGGCUUCUUACAUCGCCAGCACUCCUUCGGUGUUUCCUCUCCAGAACACUUCCUGCGUAGACGAGGUAAUCAGGCGCUCCGGUCACUAUCGGAGCUGGUCGAUUUGCCGGACCUUUCUUUUAGGUUGCACAGCGUAUUCUCCUGGAGUUUACAGGCCUUCGCACGCAGAGUACACGAAUUACAUGCCGAGGGUCGAAUCAUGACUGGAACCUUCACGGAGGAUCUUUGUGAUCCGGAUAAUAAUUCUACAAACGCUAAUGAAACACUCACUGGCAGUACGAACCCGAACACGCAACCCAGCAAAUAUGUAGACCAAUAUUCUCAAUUGGAAACUUGGUUCGGGGUGGACAAUUGUACUCGUCUACUUUUCCACGUCGUCGUGGGAGACCAAAUAAUUGUAAAGAGCCAAAGCAAAGAUCUUGUUGCUUCUCUGCUCCGUUACUUUAAGCAAUUUAUCCCAUCUUUUUGUUGCUCCAUGAUGGAGUAUAGCAUGGAAUACGUGGAACCUUUUCACUGUAAUCUGCUUGGGAUGGCGCCAGGAUCGUUAAUACCAUUGGAAUCUGACCUUAGUCACAUUGUUCUUCUAGAUAUUCAUGAUCCACUGAUGCCGAUUGAAGGGCCUCAUAUGACCUUGCCUUACAAUAUAGUAUUUCCUGAAGGCGGUGAUGAUGAAGGAGGCCGUUGUACGUUGGUGCGCGAGCUACGGAAGAUAUUGAAGUUACAUCUUUCUGAGGAUGCCCUAAAGCUUCAUUUGACGUUUUUGAGAGAAAGCUGGCUAAACAAAGCAAAGCUAUUCUACAAAUUUGUAAAAUCUGGAGGAGCUGAAAACCAUACUCGGCUUCAAGAGUUCCUUCGUAGUAUACGAGCCGUGGAGUCUGAUCUGCCAGUGCUCCGUUUUUGGACUAAAGGCUUGGGCAAUGAUAGUCGACGCAAAAUGCUGCACGAAUAA
This is a messenger RNA of Spizellomyces punctatus DAOM BR117, 1602 nucleotides long. RefSeq lists its product as uncharacterized. The transcript is spliced from 10 exons. Gene Ontology annotation, biological process: positive regulation of GTPase activity; positive regulation of TORC1 signaling. NCBI's taxonomy places the organism in Eukaryota, Fungi, Chytridiomycota, Chytridiomycetes, Spizellomycetales, Spizellomycetaceae. Bases 1 to 1602 code for a protein of 533 amino acids. Gene Ontology annotation, cellular component: cytosol. Gene Ontology annotation, molecular function: GTPase activator activity. The record is from RefSeq and is a predicted model, not a curated record.